This is a messenger RNA of Chara braunii, 770 nucleotides long. Lineage: Eukaryota; Viridiplantae; Streptophyta; Charophyceae; Charales; Characeae. The record is from the annotation of a GenBank genome assembly.
UUUUGAUCAGUCAAUCAAUCAACCAAUUAUUCAAUCAAUCAAUCGAUCAAUCAAUCAGUCAAUCAAUCAAUCAAACAAAUCGAGCGUCGCGAUCUGUCAUCAUGAUUCGGAUCACGGUGAAGACAGUGGCGGGAAUUCGUCGCAGAGCGUUGGAUGUGGCACCAGAUAUCUUGGUGUGGGACCUGCGGCGACUGAUAGCGGAAACGACGGGUCUACCGGGCGAUCGCUUGUCGUUAGUGGUGGGUGGGAGAGCUCUUCCCACCACAAAUUCUGACGGUUCGCCGAACCUUCAGCCAGCCAAUCUCAAGGACGGGGAUACGCUCAUUGCGAUGGCAGUGCCUCGUGCUCCUCCUAAGGAGAUAACAGCUUUGAGGACCGGGAUAGCUGGCGCUGGAGAUCAUGACGAUGACGAGGACGAGGACAUGAAAUUUAACCCUCAUGGUAUCUCCCCUCCUUGGAAGCGAAAGCUGGCUAUCUUCUUAAAGGACAAGUUAAGGCUUCCUGAUCUCCUGUUGAUUGUGAUUUUCUCGAUCAAGCUUCACACAUGGGUGCUGAUCAUCGCAUGGCUUUGCUUGUCGCCGGUUGCUGCGAAAUGGGACCUUGGGCCAAUCUAUGUCCUGGGGACGGCCUUUGCUUUAUUGCUGACCAACCUCGGCAGACGGCAGUCUGGAGAAUUGAGGUUGCUUUGUGUCAUUUGGAGAAUUGGAAUUUCCUCUGUUAAGAUUUCUGGAAUUUGUCAAGAUUUCUGAAAUUGAGAUGUUGGCGAAAUU